ACUCCCACCCUCUUCCAUCCUUUUCAAUCCACCAAAGAGAUGUGGAACAAUCUUCCUUCGGAUCUGCUUGCCAACAUCUUCUCCUACCUCCCUCCCCCCUCCUUGGUUCGUGCCAUGGCCACCUGCCACCACUGGCACCACUCUGCCACCAGUGCAACCACCAACAUCCACCACCACCCACCAUGGUUCAUUGCGUUACCCACCCGGACCACCACCAUCCCCACCCACUUGUGUUUCAUCCAUAACCCAAUUCAGACCACUUGGCACUUGCUCAAUCUGGACAAUGUUCCUAGUCUCAGCAGACCCAUCUCCACAAUCGGAAGCCAAGGUUUGAUCCUUUUCAAACCGAGUGGUGGUGUCCCUCUACGACUCUCAGUCUGUAAUCCAUUUACCGGUCAAUUCCGCCACCUUCCGUCUCUGCAAAAACCCCGGACCAAUCCAGCAGUGGGAGUCAUAGAGGUUUCCACCAGCCACUUCAAGGUGUACGUGGCUGGUGGAAUGUCUGAGGCAACAAGCGGUGGUGCUGCCUCUUACGAACCAACAUUAGAAAUGUUCGACUCUCGAACUAACAAUUGGAUCCUCAUGGGAUCCAUGCCGGUUGAGUUUGCUGUGAGGCUUACAGUAUGGACCCCAAACGAGAGUGUCUACUCUUGUGGGGUCCUAUAUUGGAUGACCUCAGCCCGUGCAUACAGCAUAAUGGGCUAUGAGAUGGGUACCAAUAAAUGGAAGAAACUCAGCGUACCAAUGGGUGACACGCUAGAAUUUGCAGCCCUUGUCCCACACGACGGAAAGCUAAGGGUGGUUGGCGGGAGCCACGAUGGAGAUGUAACAGUUUGGGAGCUUGGAGAGGAGGAUAACUGGAAGGUGAUAGAAAGAAUGUCGGUUGAAUUCGGCAAACGAUUAGUUGGUGGUGGCACCAAAUGUGUUGGAAUUGAAGGGGGAGUGUGUUUAUAUAGAGAUAUUGGUUCGGGAAUGGUGGUGUGGCGAAGAGAUAGAGAUAAUAAUAAAGAUAAAUGGAAAUGGUGUUGGAUUGAAGGUUGUAAUCGGGUAGAAAAUUACCCGAUCAAAGGACUCUUUCUUCACCCGAAUCUUGCUGCUGCUUCUACGUUCAUAUAAGCUUAGCGGAAUCUUGUUUUCAUCUCCGUUUUGUGCGAUAAAACCUACAA
This is a messenger RNA of Cynara cardunculus var. scolymus (artichoke), 1166 nucleotides long. Its product is annotated as F-box/kelch-repeat protein At5g15710-like. Gene Ontology annotation, molecular function: protein binding. The transcript has a single exon. NCBI's taxonomy places the organism in Eukaryota, Viridiplantae, Streptophyta, Magnoliopsida, Asterales, Asteraceae. The record is from RefSeq and is a predicted model, not a curated record. The coding region runs from base 40 to 1116 and encodes 358 amino acids.